This is a messenger RNA of Moneuplotes crassus, 1841 nucleotides long. NCBI's taxonomy places the organism in Eukaryota, Ciliophora, Spirotrichea, Euplotida, Euplotidae. The record is from the annotation of a GenBank genome assembly.
AUGAGUAUCACCAAGGAAAUUGCCCUCAAUGGACUUGUCAAGAAAAACGUUUUAUCUGUCCCAAUGCACCAGAUUUCAGAACUCAAUAUUCUUCAAGAAUUCUCAGAGAUAAAGCUUGACAAGCUUGAGUCACUCAAUGCCAGUUCAAAUAUGAUAGAAUGAAUUGAAGAGUUUGUUAAAUAAGUGCUUAAAGCUUGAGUUACUGGACUACUCGUUAAACAAGAUCACAAAGAUUGAGAACUUGAAUCCUCCUGACCAAACAAGCAAACUUAAGUUCCUAAAUCUGUCUCAAAACCAGAUCUCUUCGAUUACUGGGCUUAACAAGUUAUCAAAUCUCGUAGUGCUAGAUCUGAGUAUGAACUUUAUCGAGAAGAUAGAGAAUCUUGAAGGUUUAGACAGCCUUGAGCAGCUGAUAUUAUUUGGAAACAGGAUUAGAGUCCUCGAGAAUCUUGAUGGACUUGGCAACCUCAAAGUCCUUAAGAUCAACAACAAUAGACUACUCACUAUCAGUGAACUAGCUCUAUAUGAUUUUCAUAGUUUACAGGUACUCCAUGCAGCAGAUAACAUAAUAGACACUGAUGAAUUAGAGAGCUGCAUCAAGACAGUAUUAUCCUUAGAGGCACUCCAAGAGCUCAGUCUCUAUGGAAACCUUGUGGCUGAUGACCCUACCUACAAAUUUGCUUUCUCAGAUCACACAAAUUUGGCCAAACUAGAUGGUCUAGAACUAAAGCCAGCCAUCAAGCAGAAGUUCCAGUCAAUGAAGAAAGAUUACGAGAUUGAUAAACUUGUUGAAACCACGAAGGAAGAAUACUUCAAAAGAAUUGAGGCAGAAAGGGAGCUCAAAGUGGCUGCUGCCAACAUGCUCAAAAAGCAACAGAAGUCAAUUACUGAUCAAUAUGACAACUUUAUCGAGUACAUGGAAAGAGACUUUGACGGAUUCAUCAACUAUGUUUAUGAUCUUAAGAAGAGGAAGGACCUUGGCCAAGAGAAUGAAAUUACCGAUAUCGAUCUUUACCAAUGGCGGAAAACACUUCAAGAAAAAGAAGAGGAAAGACUAAGACUCCUCGAAGAGGCUCUGAAUGGGAUAGAGAGCAAAGAAAAAUUUAUGCUUGGUUCCCAGAUACUCUCAUCUGAUAAAGAAGAAGCUUAUAAGGCCAGCAUGCCAUUUCCUAAUAUGGCAAGCCAGUUAGAUAAGAAAGGAGUUUAUAUGGAAAUUGAUCCAGAAAAGAGACAAAUGUAUCCUCCACCAUCUAAUAAGAGCAGGAUUGAUGAUGCUCUUGAUGGCUAUGAGAAAUUUAAAGAUGAAGAUUAUAAAGCAAAAGAAAAGCAUCAGCAAAUUAUGAACGAUCCUUCUAUCGGAGAUCUCAAUUAUCAGCCACCUCCUCCUGAUAUUCCUAAUUUGAGAGAUCCACGGCUUAGAGAAUUAUAUCAGGAAGAAGAUAAAAACAACCUUGAACCUGAUAAUGACUUUAAAAAUCUUGGAGAGACAGAAGCUUUAGAUCAAAACAAAUAUUACUAACCCUCUAAAUGGGCAAGAAAUGCCACAAGAUCCUCAGAGUAUGCCUAGAGAGGAAUCUAAAGAUCCUCAACAUUACAACAACCCCAACCAUGGUCCAAAUCCUAAUGCUCAAAAUCCCUCAUCUAUAGACCAGAGUGAGGCAGUGCCUCUCCAGAGUGCACCAUCAGAACCCUCAAAAGGCAACAAAAAAAAGAAGAAUUCCAAAAAGAGUAAGGAUAAGAAGAAAAAGCAGCAGGCAGACCCCCAGAGCCAAUCUGGCCAAGACAGGCCUCCUAAGAAGAAGUCAAAAGGAUGCUUAAUUUUCUAGAACAAGUCUUAACUA